Penicillium chermesinum is the source of this 2865-nucleotide messenger RNA. RefSeq names its product tubulin gamma complex associated family protein. Gene Ontology annotation, cellular component: equatorial microtubule organizing center; gamma-tubulin complex; centrosome. Gene Ontology annotation, biological process: microtubule nucleation; meiotic cell cycle; spindle assembly. The record is from RefSeq and is a predicted model, not a curated record. Lineage: Eukaryota; Fungi; Ascomycota; Eurotiomycetes; Eurotiales; Aspergillaceae. The coding region runs from base 1 to 2865 and encodes 954 amino acids. Gene Ontology annotation, molecular function: gamma-tubulin binding; microtubule minus-end binding. The transcript is spliced from 2 exons.
AUGGAGUUCGACGAGAGCCUUGAUCCGUUUUCGAGCGAGAGUCUAUGGAGGCUUUCGAGGUUCAGCGUGGAGGCCCUACAGCCGCCCGAUGAAAUCCCAUGGAACGCGACCUUACCUGGUACGCAAAUCAGCUCCGUUGUCCUGGUCUUUUACUAUAUUAGAUGGACGCUGACAUGGGAAUUGACAGAUAUCUCUAAUUCGAUACUUAGAGAAACCCUCAAUACUUCCGAGAAACCAGAUUCCGUAUGGAAGUUGAAUUAUUUCACUGAUGAACUUGGAGCUCCCGGAUCUUUUGAUGAUUCGAUCGUCAACCCUGCCAUAGAGACCGAGUCUGUUACGCCGACGACUAGCUCGCUUGACACAGAUGAUCGGAGCAAUAUAUGGUCCUUGGAUGCUCUUCAAGAAGGCGAUCUAUUCUCUGCGCCACUGAAAUCGUGGGAGAAAUUCCAUUCUCAAUCAUUCCAAGAGCCGGUCUCUGCAUAUUUCAGUGAAUCGGGCUCGCGAGGGCUCGACGCCGCGUUGAGGCUCAAAGAUGCAGCAAACUCAGAUGCGCCAAAUGGGCCUGUUCGAGAGAGAGCUUUCGUUCGAUCGCUCUUGCAUCUGGGAUUGGGCUGGAGUUCGCCGUUCUUCUGCUACAAUGCGCGCUCCGGCAAAUUCGAGAAGUAUCAAAGGAGCAUUCGCGUCUCCGGCGUGAGCACAACUAAUACCGACAAAGUCAUCUCAGACUUGAUGCAAUGCGGAUCAAAUAUGCUAUUCGUUCGGUCGUUCGCAGAAUCCCAAACAUCGAAAGCUAAAAACCUGUCAUCCCUCUUCACAUUGCGUGGUACCAUCGCUGUCGUUCUCUACCAUCUUGAAAACCAAGUCACCGGCCGUUCAGAAAGCCUGGUGUCGCUAAUCCAGGUCUCUACGUUAUUCAGGCGAUGCGGUGAGCUAGUUCAAGCCCUAGCUGAUAUAAUCAGGGCAACGGAAAGGGCCGCUUCUGACGCCCAGGUGAUAUCUAUUCUGAUGGACCACGCUGCAGUUCUUGCUCUGAAAUAUGGGUGGAUAGAAAAUCUCAUACAAGAGAUUGUUGUCCGUGUAGCAGAUCCCUGGCUCGGCUUCAUUGAAGGUUGGAUUGGUCUUCGACCGGAGAUACCAGCUUCAACAGAGCUUAUUCAAAGCGGCGCAACGUUUGUCGGCCAGGGAGCCCACGAAGAUCUGAGCAGGCUUCGGAUAGGACCGUCGAAAAAGAUUGACUACACGUACCAAAAAGAACACAUGCCUUCGUUUAUCCCUGCCGAUCAAGCGCAGGAUAUUUUUGAAAGCGGAAGAAGCUUAAGGCUGCUCAAAAAAUCUCACCCAAAUCACCCAAUUGCUCGGGGUGAUGUCCUUACUAGAUCAGGUCUGAUGCAUCUCCACUUCGCAACCAAUUGGGCUGAUAUCGAAAAAAUCCACCGGAAAGCCGAAGAGUAUGAGUCCAGGCUACGAAUCGAAAUCCUCCGUUAUCACUCAGAAGGGUGGAGGCCCGAGCCAGAGACUGGCUAUUUCUCGGUUGCUCAAGACCAUGAUAGAGAUCAAAUUGUUCGCCAAACCUUCCAGCUAUUCGAUAUAGAUGACGAGGGGCAAAUGGCUGAUUCCGCAAUGGAUCGUAAGAGUAUCUCGAAUGACAAAAUUCGCUCAAUGAUCCGUGACGGUAGAGACGUUGACGACUAUUCUAUGGAGCCUGUUAAGUCUUUUGGACCUGAGUUAACAUCUGGCUUGUACUUAUCCCUAGCCCCGGUCAUCGCAUCUCAAAGCCGCCUUGUUGAUUUCUCGUGUCUUCAUCACCUGUUCACGGAGCAAAAUCUACGGCAGCACCUCGACUUACAAUGGCGAUUCCAACUCUUGGGUGAUGGAUCUUUUGUGUCGCGUCUUUCACAUUCGCUUUUUGAUCCUGAGAUGGAGAGUGGAGAACGCAGGGCCGGGGUAGUUCGAAGCGGCGUGCAUACCGGGUUGCGGCUAGGGAGCCGCGAUACCUGGCCUCCCGCCAGCUCAGAGCUGCGCCUUGUCCUCAUUGGACUUCUCGGCGACUGCUAUUUUUCGGAGCCGGAGCCAGAGACUCAAGAAAACCCUCAAGCUCAACAGGUUGAACGGUGCAAAGACCCCAAUGCUAUCGAAGCACUCGAUUUCCUCCGUCUUCAAUAUAAACCCCCCGAGGCACUUGAAGCUCUCAUAACCCAACGGUCGCUCGAUAAAUAUGACCGCCUCUUUAAGCAACUACUCCGUCUGCAACGCAUGAUGUCUGUGGUAAAGGGCCUUAUUCGUGAUUCAACCUCGCGAUCUUCUCUUUCAGGAGAUACUCGAAACAUCUUCCAAAAGUUCCGCAUCGACGCUCAACACUUUGUUCUCGCUCUCAGCGACUAUUGCUUUAAUACUGGGGUUGGGUCAAUCUGGAAUCAAUUUCAGGAGAAGCUUUCCAGAAUCGAGCGCUGCCUUCGACGCGGUGACAUUGACGGAACAAUUGAGACAGCCCACUCAGUCCAUCGCCUCCGGGACCUACAUGAGGAUGUACUCGACCAGAUGCUGUUUGCCUUUUUCUUAAGCAAACGACAUGCCCCAGCGGCUAAAUUGCUCGAUACCAUAUUCAGCAUCAUCCUCGCAUUCAGUCCAUUAUCGAAAGCUGAUGGCAGUGGGCUUCGCCAUGGAAGUGAGGGUACUGUUCAUCAUCUGUAUGCUACGUUUCGGAAACAAUCGUCUGCUUUUGUUGGAUAUCUGCGCGGCUUAGAUUCUGGGAAGGCCUCUUCCAAGCCUAUGCAAAAGUCUGGGGCCUUCUUUGCGUCGCGAAGCGAUCCGACUAGUGUUUUUGACCAUCUUCGUGUAAGAUUAGAGAUGCGACGCUACUAUUGA